Molecule: messenger RNA, 6989 nt
Organism: Centropristis striata (black sea bass)
Lineage: Eukaryota; Metazoa; Chordata; Actinopteri; Perciformes; Serranidae
Gene: cnot6a
Product: CCR4-NOT transcription complex, subunit 6a
Exons: 12
Coding region: 599-2278 (559 amino acids)
Biological process (GO): nuclear-transcribed mRNA poly(A) tail shortening
Cellular component (GO): nucleus; cytoplasm; CCR4-NOT complex
Molecular function (GO): protein binding; poly(A)-specific ribonuclease activity
Source: RefSeq, a predicted model, not a curated record
UUACUUAACCUGAACUGUUUUCAUCAAUUUCCUCGCACUCUUAUUUAGACGUAAAAAGCGCUGGUCGUCCUCCGAAGUGGGACUUAUAUAAAUAGGAAGUCGGUCAGCUUCGAAUAAUUGGGAUCUGUUAGCUUUUAGCUAGCAAGCUAACUCGAGCUAAGCUAAAUAGCUGACAAUUGCUUGCAAACCCAGCGUUGUGUAGCGUUGUGAGCUCGUUUGCUCACAGUUUAUCUCUAUGAUACUUAUUCUUGCUAGUGGAUGCUUGCUAAUGGUAGCUAACUAAUGCGCUGUUUUGUGGCCUAGUGUUAGUGCGCAAGUCAGUGCUUUGCUAUUAUGUAAACAACAAUUGUGCAGUAUCUUUUAAUAUAAUUCUGCGAGGUUUCGCUAACCCCCUCGGACGGCGUUGAAGUCAUUUAACUAAUUUCUCUAACUUUGCGUGUCCGUUUCCAUCACGCUAGUUAGCAAGCAAACGAGCUAGCUUAGCUAUUUAGCGUUUGUUGUGUAUAGUUUGAUAGCUACCUAUUUAGGUUAAGCUAGGCUAAUCAUUUAGCGACAACGAGAGGAAAGAUCGGCUAAUCUUAGCUAGCGUGUUAUAGGAAUGCCCAAGGAAAAAUAUGACCCGCCGGAUCCAAGGCGGAUGUACACAAUUAUGUCGAGCGAGGAAGCAGCCAACGGGAAGAAGUCAUACUGGGCUGAGCUGGAAAUCAGCGGCCGAGUAAGAAGUCUCAGCACAGCCCUGUGGUCUCUCACCCACCUCACUGCCCUGCACAUCAGUGACAACUCAUUGUCACGCAUCCCGCCAGACAUUGCCAAACUACACAACCUGGUGUACCUGGAUCUCUCAUCCAAUAAGAUCAGGAGCCUGCCGGCGGAGCUCGGCAACAUGGUGUCUCUCAGGGAACUGCUUUUAAAUAACAACCAGUUGCGGGUUCUGCCAUUUGAAUUGGGGAAACUGUUUCAGUUACAAACACUGGGGUUGAAAGGAAACCCACUUGCACAAGAAAUUAUGAGCCUCUACCAGGAACCUGAUGGCACGCGAAGACUGCUCAACUACUUGUUAGACAAUCUGGCAGGGGCUAUCAAACGCAUACCAACAGAGCAGCCCCCAGCCCGGUCAUGGAUCUCACUCCAGGAACCAGACCGAACACGGGCCUCAGCACUGUUCUCUGUGAUGUGCUACAAUGUGCUGUGUGAUAAGUACGCCACACGACAGCUAUACGGCUAUUGCCCCUCUUGGGCUCUGAACUGGGAGUACAGGAAGAAAUCCAUCAUGCAGGAGAUAAUGGGCUGCAAUGCAGACAUCAUCAGUUUGCAGGAAGUUGAGACGGAGCAGUACUACAAUUUCUUCUUGCCUGAGCUGAAGGAACAGGGAUACGACGGGUUCUUCAGUCCAAAGUCACGAGCCAGGACUAUGUCGGAGUCCGACCGUAAACAUGUGGACGGUUGUGCAAUUUUCUUCAAGACAGAAAAAUUCAGUGCAGUGCAGAAGCACACAGUGGAGUUCAACCAGCUGGCCAUGGCUAACUCCGAGGGCUCAGAGGCAAUGUUGAACAGGGUGAUGACAAAGGACAACAUCGGGGUAGCUGUACUGCUUGAAGUCCGCAAAGAAAUGAUGGAGGCCUCCUCUGGAAAGUCACUCCACGGCAUGGAGAAACAGCUGCUGCUGGUAGCUAAUGCCCACAUGCACUGGGACCCAGAGUACUCUGACGUCAAGCUGGUCCAGACCAUGAUGUUCCUGUCGGAGGUGAAGAACAUAGUGGACAAGGCCACACGCAGCCUCAAGUUGUCCUCUGUCUCUGGUGAGACCAAUGCCAUUCCACUGGUGCUGUGUGCUGACCUCAACUCCUUGCCUGACUCUGGCGUAGUGGAGUACCUGAGUACUGGUGGGGUGGACUGCACCCACAAGGACUUCAAGGAGCUUCGUUAUAGCGACAGCCUGACCAAAUUCAACUGCAAUGGUAAGAGCACCACGUCCAACGGCAGGAUCACCCAUGGCUUCAAGCUGAAGAGCGCUUACGAGAACGGCCUGAUGCCUUACACCAACUACACCUUCGACUUCAAGGGUGUCAUCGACUAUAUUUUCUACUCCAAGCCUCACCUGAACGUGCUGGGUAUCUUGGGCCCCCUGGACCCCCACUGGCUUGUAGAGAACAAUGUCAGCGGCUGCCCACAUCCCCACAUCCCCUCCGACCACUUCUCCCUCUUCAGCCAGCUGGAGCUGCUCCUGCCCAACUUGCCCCCCCAGGUCAAUGGGCUCCAUCUGCCUGCACGCAGGUAGUGAGUCCCUGCCACACCACCAGGGGGAGCUGCAACCACAGCCUCUCCCUUUCAAACCCUCCUCCCUCCCACUACCAGCUCUUCCCUCCACCAUACCGGAGGAGGAAGACAAAUACACAACCUGUAAAAUAUUCGUACAGUGAGGUCUGGCCGACAGGGAUUUCGUAUAAUGUUAUAGAUAUUCUAUAUUUUUCUUUUUUCUUUCUCCGUUUUUCUUUUUUGUUCUUUUUUUAACUGCUCGAUUCAGUCCUGUUUGUGUAUCAUAUUUUGUGUUUCGGACUCCCUUUCCUCCUCAAAUCCACCCACCCUUCCACUUUGCUUCUGUUUUUCCAACUUGAGGGGAUGGUAGCUUGUUCAGAUUUGUCACACGGGGCACUGUUUGGUUUUAGAGCAGGGGAAACUGAGAAGUGGCUGAGGGCACGACAUUCACCUUAAAAGCUCCACAGCUGAUGGUCUGCCCGUCUGUCUGUCCUGUACAAAUCUGAAACCAGCAAAGACAGCAGACUUGUCAGUCUCAGACCUCCAUCAUUGGCUUGUGCAUGUUUUCCCCUGUAAUCUGGGCAGCCAGCGUACUUUCUCAGUCUUUCUAGGAUGCACACAUUUGUUGAUUCAGAUGUUGUUGGGUUAGAGCAGCUUUUAGCUGGUAGUUUAGCGAUCCCCGAGGUGGAUGUAGCGCAGCUCGUAUGAGGUGAGAUUUCCUGCUGUCAUUCUGUGGUGCUGAGGCCUUUAGUGUGGUCACGGCCUCCCAUGGUGCUACAAGAUAGUCUACACCUCUGACCCCGACCCUGGUGCAUUAGCUACCAAACCCACAGACGCCUCGAGGACUACAUUUGCCCAAUUUCAUAUGGACUGUAUGUAGUGUUAAUUUGUGAAGGAAAGCUAUGGUGAGAAACUGAGGCAGCUACCAUCCUGUUUGCAGACUGUUUCACCCCAGCUUGUAUAGUUGUUAGGCUAGUCUUGUGCUUAGGAGCUCAUGUGGCCCACAUACCCCCAUUUUUUGGGCAAGGGGCAAGGGAUUUAGGCUGAUGGGCAAAGCGUUGAGGGGCUUUCACAAAUCUUUUCUUUGUCUCGAUUGCUUUUAGGCAGAGAGAGUGAGUAAUGGCUGAUACACAGGAGUAAAAACCAGCAUUCCUCUCACUGUCUGGAGUUGCCAUCCAACUCCACACAUGCAAGCUUACACACAUGCACGCACACACACAUAACACAGGUAAUUUGCAGGCAGAUCUGUAGCACUGUCUCCGAGGCCAGUAGUGACUUUCCCCAGCCAUAAAUUCCAUACACAAAAGCAGUGGCUUUUUCACAAGUGUUUGUACAGAAUAGAAAUCUAGACUCAGUCUUUACAUGAUUGUAUAUGAACCACAAAAGACCUGUUUUCUGGCGUUUUUUGUACUAAGAGUAAAUUAUGAUCAGAUUUGAAAAAAAAGAUUGUAUUGUAAACUAUGGCUAAAUUUUUAUCCAGUUAAUGUUAAGAUGAAUUGAUAUUACCAGCUUGUACAAAAGACGAAAGAAGAGGUUGUUCAAGGCGUUCACUGUCACUACUUUGCACUCCCUAGAGUUUAACUGUAAUUAAUGUACCAGUAUUGUUUUAUUUGCUCCACCCCCCACCCACCCCCUGCUGUUGAUUUGAUUUGCCGGCACAUUGCUGCGAUUGUAAAUAGACACUGAGUAAACUCUGCCUGUUGCUUCUCGCCCAUUAACAAAGCCAUUGAUCCACACUGCUGCCAUCAGUUCAGACAAAAGGACACGCAAGGAUAAGUCACAGCCCACCAGUGACUCCACAUCUGUUCAUCUAUAUAUCUCUCCCACACACUCCCACUAGUGACGUGUGACUGAUACAACCUAUAUUAAUCCUACAUGUACAAGAAAACAUCGUGCCUCACUGUAGCAGUUGUCGUUGUCUUGCACUAUUUACAUUUGACGAACGCCUGAACAACCUUUUCUCCUUUUAUUUUUAAAUACUGUUGAGACAUUUGUGAAGAUUUUAUGUCCUUUUAUUGGUUUUUGUUAAUGUUGAUUUCCUUUUUUAUGAGCUGUGACAAUGUUAUGAUGAUGUGUAUAUCCUUCCUAUUCAUUGAGCUCUCUAGUAAUCAGGUAUGCUUUCUCCACCGGCCCUUGCUCCGCUCUUUAAGCAACACAACUAGGAUGUCUAACCUUAUAUAAAUCCACUCUCUCAGAUUGUUUUGCUCCCUAUUUGUACCUUAGCACAGCGCCAUGCCCAGAUCCCCAAAAUAUCUAGCCCAUAGCGCCUUCCCUGGCCAUGAAUUUUAAACCUCCUUCAGCCUGUCCAUCACCCUAUACCGCCCAACCUCAGACGUUUCCUACCCACUAUAUUACUCAAGCUGUGUCUUUUAAACCCUUUGCUCAACCACUUUGUAUAGUUCUCGUACCCUCAUCACUGCAGCUAUAGUGCCAUCUGUGGACCCCCUACCUCUGUAUUGGAAAAGGUGGAAGGCCCAUUUUGCUCUGCUUUUGGAUGAACAAGGGAUGAGGGGGAGUGAGCUCAGCUAUUUUUGAAUCAAAUUGGUUACAUCUCAACAAAUGAGAGAAAUCUGCCAGUGAUGAGACAAUUUAUUCCACAGACAUGCUUUUACACAGACACCGGAUGAUGAGCACUUAUUAGAUUCAGAUGCAGCUCCCCUCACUCCCUGGCCCAUCAUAUUAGCAAAAAAAGAUCUAAUUUACUUUAAUGUAUAUGUUGAAAUUACAUUUUUAAAGCAAGAAGGAAGCAAGUAAAUAGGAAGUAUAGUCCUCAGAUCAAGGUUUCUUGUCCCAUUUGUUUCCCCUUACAUGUUUGUCUUUUAACUUUUUUUUUGUUUUCCAAUUGAAACCAAUGUGUCCAGUUUGAUUUUUUUUUUCUUGAAUGGCAUUAGUAUUGUAGUAGAUUUAAAGGCUAGCUUUUUUGUAAAGUGUGAAUAAAAGAUGUAUCUCAUGUUUCCUUUCUAAAAAGAUAUUGAAUUGUGUUGUUGAUGUGUAAAUCAUGAAUUCUAUGAUGGUGUUAUGUUUGCUACAUUGUUUUUACUUUUCCCCCCAUAUACUCCUAUUCCAAUCACAAACCAAAUCCUCUGUAGAAAUCAUGAUGAGACGUUGUCUUGAUGGGUUGAUUAGAGAAGUUGAAUGUUCCUGAUGAUGCCUCGUAGAACGAAGGAUUGAGAGCUUAUCGGAGGAAAAGUACCUGCAUCGUUGGUAUCAGUAAAAACUUUCAGCACAGGGAUAUUAAAUUUGUUUCUGUAUUUUUUUUGCUUUUACUUUUCAGCUUUAUUUUGGAUGUUGCAUGGCACUAGCUGGAGAGUGCUGGUGCCUGUAGAUUAGGGCAGCAGAGCUGUCUUACUAGUGGCUGCAGUUCAGUACUAGAGAACACUGUUCUGACUGGUGUAAAAUGUGUUUGUAAGACUAAGCUAACGGAGCGCCGCUGGUCGCUAGACUGGUCCUGUGAUGAUUUUGAGUACUACUAGUCCAUUUCACUCUGUUCUUGUGCGUCACAGAGGUUAAACCUGUUACACUAGCUAGCUACUAUUGAUAGUCACUGAUUUGACUCUUUUCUUUCGGUUGUUGACUCCCCCUGUGCCCUCCUCUCUCCUCCUCAUCGCCCUCUUGUAAAACCACAGACUGGCUUCUGACUGAAAAUCUGGCAAAUCACAGAGCUGAGUUAUGUCACCCUGUAAGCUUCAGCAAGUGAUCACAUUGUUGGCUUUGUACUUUCCACUGUUGCAUUGUGUUUCAUAGUUGGCUUGUUUAGGCGUAGAGUAAUUUCCCAGGCUGCAUCUCUUUGUAAUGGUGCACACCAAAGCUGCUUGUAGUCCAGUUCUCUGUUGUAGAGCGAUUUCUUUCACCAACCAGUCGCAAUUUUCGAUUAUUUUAUUUUUUAUCCGAAUCAUAGUCUUCAUGAAAUGUAGGGCUGUAAGGAAAGCAAGGUACUUUUGUCCUUUUUCCUUGAAUCACAUGAACAUGUUGCAUCCAUAUUCUUUUCGGGGUUUGGUUUCUCAAUCCAUCAACUCAUGUUAAAUGCAUCCUUUUCCAAAAAAACAAAAACAAACUUGGCAAUAAUACCCAGAAACAUUCAGAAUGGGUUUUUAAGUAAUUUUAUCCGUAAAAUGUAGCUAUUUCAUCUUUCAAACUGUGGUCGUUUUGCUUUCGUACUCUCCAUCUUCAACCUUCUCGACCGUUUUGUUUCACGAACAGCUUUCUUUCCCCUUUUUAUCACCCAUCUUGUAUAUUUGCUCAUCUCCUUCUCCCUGCCGAUCUAGUAGUAGUUGUUCAAUGAUCAGGAUUGUCUAUCUGUAGUCAGCUGAGUACAUAUAUUGAUCUGUGUCACUGUGUUUAUGCACUGGACCAACUAUUGUUUACCAUUCAUGAAAUACCAGCAAAAAAAAAAAAAGAAUAAUGACAAAACACUUGCACAAUGUUGUAGAAUGUCCAUUAAUCCAGAUGAGAAAUCAAGGCAGCUGUUUUCAAAUCAACACAUACUGUUUUAAAAAGAAACUGAAUGGUAAACAAUGCUUUCUGUUGUACCCCUUAGCCGUCCUCUCGAUUCUCUUUGGACUAGUUUUGUUCUUUUAUUUUUUCCGUUUGACUACAGGUUCUGCUUGUUUCCUUUACACCUACCUAUGUAUUUUCCUACUUCUGGUUGAAAAUAAAUUCUAUAUUAUCUGUUUCAAGCUGUGUCACCUCUUAUUCUUUGCAAUGGAUAUUGAAAAUAAAUUCUAUAUCUGUUC